This is a messenger RNA of Xyrauchen texanus (razorback sucker), 1022 nucleotides long. RefSeq lists its product as uncharacterized. NCBI's taxonomy places the organism in Eukaryota, Metazoa, Chordata, Actinopteri, Cypriniformes, Catostomidae. The record is from RefSeq and is a predicted model, not a curated record. The transcript is spliced from 4 exons. The coding region runs from base 134 to 748 and encodes 204 amino acids.
AUUUACAGACUGAAUGUUAAAGAAGAAAAAGAGGACAUUUCCUAUCAUUUUCAUUGUUGGAUAUAUAGUGGAUGUGAAAAUGAGUGAUGGAAUAUGAAGAAUGCUGUGUAAAAGUUGAGAGGAUAAAAUACUGAUGGAAGCCCUUAAAGAAAAUGAAUCUGGAAAGAAGAACUCUAAGAUGUCUCAAAAACUAAAGAAAAAAGAUGCUGAAAAUGACACGGCCAAUAAAGUGAUAUCGAGGUAUAGGCUUCCUCUGAUUGGUUCGUCAGGCAACAGAACUACAGCGAGGCCCGCUCUAUCCACACCUAAGCAUCCUCUUCAGGCCGAGACAAGAAAAUGUGGUCAUCCCCCCAUCUCCUCUGCUGCCCUCACUGACAGCAUGGCACCCUGGGAAGGAUCCUCCCACUCCGAGUCCUCUUUUACCAGUUUCCAAACUCCAAUUUCACCCUUUUCUGCUGCCCACACUAUGCCAAUCACAACACAGGAACCCCAUCCCCCACCACUCCCCUCUCAAAUCAAAAACACUCAGCCUGAGAAUGGGCAGAGUGCCAGGGUAAAACAUAAGCCCCUUCCACCAAGAUACCCCACUAGACCUCCCUGUUUGCCCCCUCUGAGGCAAGUCACAAAUCUAAGCUUCUCGCUUAGUUUCACUUUUUCAUUUUUUGAGCUGCCGGUUCACCAGUCAGCACGGAGAAGGGAGGAGAGACUACGAGAUCUAACUGUGUUACUAAAGGAAUUUCAGUACUGAGGAAAAACAUGGUAAAUCUUGUGCAGAAAUGUGUCAAGUUCAGAAAUAUGGAAAGCUCAUUUACAUCAGACUCCUAGAAUUACCAGGACUAGACUGCAAACAAAGGAGUAUAUGUAUCAUUUGUUCCUUAGAUUAAGAUGAUCAUGGAUAUAUUUUUAGCUUGUAUAUUGUUUUAUAUUCUGUUUAGAGUGCAUAUUUCUGGUUAAAAGUAUUUUAUUUUUAUUUAUUUAGUUACGUCCUAUACCAUUUUCUGUCAAGCACCAGCGAUAUAAAC